Nerophis lumbriciformis (worm pipefish) is the source of this 1695-nucleotide messenger RNA. The record is from RefSeq and is a predicted model, not a curated record. NCBI's taxonomy places the organism in Eukaryota, Metazoa, Chordata, Actinopteri, Syngnathiformes, Syngnathidae.
AUGGGGAACUUAGCAGCCAACGAGGGACUCUCCAUCUUUGUCAUUCUCGUUUGGCUUGGGAUUAAUGCCUUCCUCUUCGUCCAUUUCUACAUGGCCUUUUUGGUCGACAAAUGGUUCUACACGCGUGUGCUUCUUGGGCAUGCUCUGUCAUGGGCUCGAGCUCCAGCCGCAUGCCUCAACUUCAACUGCAUGCUCAUCCUGUUACCAGUCUGCAGGAACCUACUCUCCUUCAUGCGUGGCUCCAUCCAGUUCUGCAGCCGAACGGCCGCUCGGCAGCUGGACCGAAACAUCACUUUCCACAAACUGGUGGCGUAUAUGAUCGCCUUCCACACAGCCGUGCAUAUCAUUGCACAUUUGUUCAACUUUGAGUAUUUCAUGGAUGCCCAGUUGAACCGCAACAGCAGCCUUCUGCCAUAUGUUCUGUCCGAAUUUGGCAACGAUGACAAUGCAUCCUUCCUCAACCCGAUUAGGUCCAACGAAACGAACCCAACAAUUGUCAUGUUCACUACUAUUGCUGGUGUGACGGGUGUGGUCAUCACGUUGGCCCUAAUUCUGAUCAUCACUUCUUCAAUGGAGGUCAUCCGCCGCUCGUAUUUCGAGGUUUUCUGGUACACCCAUCAUCUUUUUGUCCUGUUUUUCAUCGGACUGGUAUUCCAUGGCUUUGGGAGAAUUGUGCGAGGACAGACAUCUGCCAGUCUAAAAACAAACAACCCACUGGUCUGUGCAGACCGGUUUGAAGAAUGGGGAAGAAAUGGGACGGAUUGUGCAGUUCCAGUGUUUGCUGGAAACCCACCAAUGACCUGGAAGUGGAUUGUCGGACCCAUGAUCUUAUACGUUUGCGAGAGGCUUGUUCGCAUCUAUCGAUCCCACCAAAAAGUGGUCAUCACUAAGGUAGUGAUGCAUCCUUCAAAAACCCUGGAGCUGCAAAUGAAGAGGAAAGGAUUCCACAUGGAAGUGGGGCAGUACGUCUUCAUCCAAUGCCCUUCGGUCUCCAGGCUGGAGUGGCACCCAUUCACCUUGACCUCAGCCCCAGAAGAGGACUUUUUCAGUGCCCACAUUCGAAUCGUUGGGGAUUGGACUCAGGAGCUGUAUGAAGCCUGCGUUGGAGACAAAACCGAGCCUCAGGAGGCUUGGAAACUGCCCAAGGUGGCCAUUGACGGGCCGUUUGGUACUGCUAGUGAGGACGUGUUUCGGUACGAGGUGGUGGUGCUGGUGGGGGCGGGAAUCGGUGUUACACCUUUCGCAUCUAUCCUCAAGUCGGUGUGGUACAAGCGCAUCCAGAACCAGGAUGUCUUUACCAGAAAGAUCUACUUCUACUGGCUUUGUCCGGAGACUCAGGCCUUUGAGUGGUUUGCGGACUUGCUGCAGUCGGUGGAGGCCCAGAUGGCGGCGAAGAGUGUGACAGACUUCCUGAGCUAUAAUAUCUACCUCACCCGCUGGAAGGAGGAAGAGGCGGCACACUUUUGGGUCCACCAUGAGGCGGAGAAUGACCCAAUCACAGGGCUCAAGCAGAAGACUCUAUAUGGGAAGCCUAAUUGGGACAGUGAGUUUACCAACAUCGCUUCAAAUCAUCCUAGAACCAAAGUUGGAGUGUUUCUGUGUGGGCCGCAACAGUUGGGCAAGUCACUAGAGAAACAGUGUUUGUCACACUCAGAAGAUGACGUCAAAUUCAUCUUUAACAAAGAAAACUUUUAA